Molecule: messenger RNA, 1878 nt
Organism: Aureobasidium vineae
Lineage: Eukaryota; Fungi; Ascomycota; Dothideomycetes; Dothideales; Saccotheciaceae
Source: the annotation of a GenBank genome assembly
CUCGCGUCAAUAGCAGCAAGCAUGAACCCCAACAACCAGCAGCAGUCCAACCGACUGCAACUCAACUUUGGAUUCCAAGGAGCUCAGAACUUUGGCGGCGCUGAGCAGGGUCGCGCCUAUCCUACCACCCCUUCGACCUUCCCACAGCCCUUUCCCAAUCCUCAGGGACAACAAGAGGUCUGGGGCACUGCCCAGCCUGGUAUGAACACCGGCUUCACCAACCAAGGCUAUUUUGCAAACAACCCCUAUACCUCGGCCGUCCAGCAACAACAGGCCAACCUGCACGCCCAGCAAGGCUACCGACCUCAGCCCAAUCAAGCACAGCAACAACCACAACAGCAGCAGCAGCAGCAGUACCACGAUGCCGCUACCAACGGCCUGGUGCACCAAUUCUCCAACCAGAAUCUCGGUGGUCCACCUCGCUCCCAGAGCCCCUAUGGCCGUCAAGUUUCACCCAACCCAAACCCCAAUCGUCCGCGUACCGCCAACUCGACCCACCAACAACAGCAACACUAUUCGGGCCCAUCUCUGUCGGACGAAGAGCCCCCACCAAAGAACCCCGAGCGCUUCUCGACCAGCAUUGGCAACCGUGCGAAGCUGCAGACGGAGCUGGUCAGCACUUUCUUCCGUGACAGUCUCGAGACCAUCAUGAAGGAUGCCACAGUAUCAGACUCCCGCAAACAGCAAAAGACGACUAGUAUGCGUCGCUCCGAAGCAAACUUCCUCCGUUUCCUUCGAACCAGCGAGAGACCUCAGAACUACACAACACUCAAGAUUAUCGGAAAGGGAGCCUUUGGUGAAGUCAAGCUCGUGCAGCGCAAGCAUGAUGGCAAGAUUUAUGCCCUCAAGUCUCUCGUCAAGGCUGAAAUGGACCAACUCGCUCACGUGCGUGCCGAGCGCGACAUUCUUGCAAACGCCGACAGUCCUUGGCUCGUCAAGCUGCAUACUUCAUUCCAAGACUCGACCUUCCUCUACAUGCUUAUGGAGUUCUUGCCAGGUGGUGAUCUCAUGACCAUGCUGAUCAAGUACGAAAUCUUCUCCGAGGACAUUACUCGUUUCUAUAUGGCCGAGAUAACACUGGCUCUGGAAGCUCCCGACAACAUCUUGCUCGACCGAGGCGGCCACAUCAAGCUUACUGACUUCGGUCUCUCGACCGGUUUCCACAAGGAACACAACGCCUCAUACUACCAACAACUCAUGUCAAACGCACGCUCACGUGCUACCGCCGCAAACCGCCAGUCAGUCUCACUCGACCAGAUUCAGUUGACUGUCAGCAAUCGUCAUCAAGUAAACACUUGGCGCAAGUCUCGUCGCCAACUCGCAUAUUCGACCGUUGGUACUCCUGAUUACAUCGCUCCCGAGAUCUUCAGCGGCAAGGGAUACGAUUACCGCUGUGAUUGGUGGAGUGUUGGUACCAUCAUGUUCGAGUGUCUGAUCGGAUGGCCUCCAUUCUGCGCAGAGGAACCUCACGAUACCUACCGCAAGAUUGUCGACUGGCCAAGAAACCUGCACUUCCCUCCUGACCAACAGAUUGGCCCCGAGGCAGAGCACUUCAUUCGCAGUUUGCUGACAUCAACANGUCUGAUUUGUGAUGCCGACAACCGUCUUGGUCGCCUUGGAGGUGGCACCGAAAUCAAGCAGCAUCCCUUCUUCCGUGGCGUUGUAUGGGAUCAACUUCGUCGCAUCCGCGCUCCCUUCGAGCCCAAGCUCUCGUCGGCAAUCGACACACAGAACUUCCCCAUCGACGAGAUUCCGCAGACCGACAACAGCGCCGCCCUGCGGGCUCAGAACGAGGCGAUGGGCGGAGAGGAAGCCAGUAUGAGCUUGCCCUUCAUUGGCUACACUUACAAGCGUUUCGAUGCUUUCCGUGGUAGCUGA